AUGAGGCGAAAAGUUGCCGAUAGUCGGUUGCGUCGGUUGAAACCGAUACGCCACGGCGCAAACGCGAAUAGGGGGAUAGAUGGCGCUGGUGCGGCGGGUGACGUGGGGCGCGGCGGGGCGGCGUGCGGCGGCGCGGUGCUCGUAUCGAUCGCCGACUUGUUGCCGGGCACUGCCGAGCCGACACAAUCGACGAAUACCACCCCUAUCCCCUCGAACCAGAGCGGAUGCCAACCACCUCCCGCCCCCCCCCCCCCGGCCUUA
Molecule: messenger RNA, 261 nt
Organism: Iphiclides podalirius (scarce swallowtail)
Lineage: Eukaryota; Metazoa; Arthropoda; Insecta; Lepidoptera; Papilionidae
Source: the annotation of a GenBank genome assembly